This is a messenger RNA of Linum trigynum, 4002 nucleotides long. The record is from the annotation of a GenBank genome assembly. NCBI's taxonomy places the organism in Eukaryota, Viridiplantae, Streptophyta, Magnoliopsida, Malpighiales, Linaceae.
GCGAAGGAGAAGAAGAACCACUGUUUCGUACAAGCAGAUUUCUAGAGUUUCAAAAUAGGGCAUCCCCUAUUUGUGCUUUGCAGCCGCUGUUUAUGCUUGAAUUUUCAUUUCUAGGCAACAAGAUGGUGGAGAGCAAUGCAGAGUCAACUAAGCUGCAAAAUUGUGGCCAAAAGAAGCAGCCAGCCAUCUUAAUCAUGCAUAGAGAGUCCAACGAGCAGCGGGACAACCUUUUUCACAGCCGGUGUUACGUUAACGGCCAAAUUCUUUCGUAUGUAAUCGAUGGAGGGAGUUGUGCUAAUUUGAUUAGUGCUUAUGCCGUGCAAAAAUUGGAAUUGAAUACCCAGAAGCACCUAAGCCUUAUCAUCUCACCUGGCUCUACGAGCAUGGAGACUUCAAGGUCAACAAACAAGUGCAAAUCGAGUUUAGCCUGGGUAAGUAUUCGAAUUGUGUGCUUUGUGAUGUUGUUCCCAUGCAAAAGGCCGAUAUUUUGCUGGGUAGACCUUGGCAAUUAGAUAGAAGGGUGAUCCAUGAUGGUUCGGAGAAUUCGUACACCCUCAAACACGAUGGAAAGAAGAUCAAAUUGAAGCCUAUGUCCCCCGACGAGGUUUAUGCCGAUCUCAAGACAAUGGAGGAGAGGAGGAACGAAGGAAAGGGCGAUCGAGCGCAAUUGUGGGUUCAGGGACGUCUUGGAUUCAAUUUUAUGAGCUUACGCAAGCUUCAGGAGGCCCUUCCAGAGCUCGAACCUGCAGCCUACAACAAACCCGACUCUUCCCGUGUAAAAAGAGUUGCGAAACCAGCAGCCUUGUCAACUACGAUGAGGGAGAAUCGAAGCACGAAGAGUCUUCAGAAGGUUCCCUUGAGGUUGAAGGAAUGGAAAUAAUUCAAGGAGAAGCUCCAGAUCGGGCUGAUGAAGAUCAAAAUUCCCCUUCGACCAGCUGCCUAGAACUCUGUUCGCCGAUGACGAUGGAGAAAGAAGGAGAGAGAGAGACAAUGGGGAAGAGCACUGGAAGACGAGUCGAACUCAACCACAAGUGUAGAAACACUCACUCCGAUCCCAGGAACGACAGGCGUGCACCCAUUUGAAGUGAUCAUACUUAAAUUAGAAGAAUCAAUGCGUCCAAAAAUGCCUCUGUUUGUGAUGAAUGUCGACCAAAUUUACCCUCAAUUGGUUGCAGAGAUCGGGCAUGAUUCGAGCCGAAUUGCCAAUGCAGAAUCACUCCCUAAUGUCCAUGGAAUGUGAGGAGUCACCAAUUUGUUCUGACGAAGUCCCAAUCGAAAACACCCAAAUUGGAAAAUUUUGGCCGAAAAGUUGAAGAAGAAAAGAAAGGUUCGAUCGCAGCUAUUGGGGUUGAUUCGACCUAAUUGGAGGAUGUGAACAAGUUCGGGAAGGUCCAAGGAAGGUUUGUGAUUGGAAAAUUUGUCGCGGAGAAGUCGGAAUAAAAAACCCAGGAAUUAAUUUUGGGGUUGCCGAUUUCUGUAAAUUGUUCGCCGGAUUCUGGGUUUUCGUCGCCGUAAUAUGGGAAUUUCAAAUUUCACAACGGCGGGAAACACGGGAAGUUUAAUUGGAGACGGUUUGCUCAAUUCCGACGCACGGGAGUAGCUGCAUUCAAUUUGUGUGAUCGAGAUGAGUCGAUUGGGAGCAACAAAUUCGAUUGGAGAGGUUUUGAGCCCAAUUUGGAUGAGCUCGCCGGAAACCUCGGGUUCGCUGGAAUCUGCAAAAUGUCCGCUGCAUUCUGGAAAACGGCUAACUACGAUUCUGGAUGUACUCAAGCACACUGAUUGCGUGGGAAAGGUCUAUUGGAGCCCUAUGAAUCUAAUGAAGCACAAAUCGUGGAGAGCAGAAGCCAAUUUACGGGCUGGAGAGGAAUUUGAAGUUCAAAUGUUUUUGCCGAAAAGCGUGUUUGGACAGUCCUCUUUCGAUCCAAUUUGUGAUCUAUUUUGUGGCGAUUUUGAGAAAAGGCCUGAACAAGCUUUGAGGGCAAAGCUUUUUGAAGAGGGGGAGCCUGAUAUGAUCCCAAUUAGAUCAAUCCACAAUUCACAAUUGCUUGCCAAAGAAGUCAAUCUCAACUCACUUGAAGAAUUCUGAUUUUUGGCCAAGUGUUGAAACAGUUUCAGGUAGCCUACUUUGGAAGCUUGUAUCUCACAAAUGGCUCAAUGAAAAUGGAAGAUCAAGGGCUUUUUUUGAAGGUAAAGUUAUAUCUUUACAUUGGUAUAUUGUGGAGCUCAAGGGGAUCUCUGGAAGAUCACUUUCAAAGCCCAUCAAAAGGCUACCUCAAAACAGGAAAACUGCCUAAAUUUGGCUAAGGCAGAAAAUUGUUUUGAGAUACCAACUUUGAAGGACUAUAUCUGGAGAUUGGAGCAUGAUCUCGGGCGGAUUCAAGUUGGAGGUGAAAGAGAAAAUUUUCUUCUACAAAGGAAAUGAAUUGGUUGAGUUCGAAUCAACCAACAAGACCAUUUUCAAAGGGCCCAAAAAUGUUAUGAAUCCUGUUUUCCUAGGCAGACUUGUUUGUGUUUUAAGUCAGUUUCUUGGCUUGCAAGUUAUCUCGUUUUACACGAAUUCUUUAGCCUUUUCCUGUUCUAAUUAGUUUCCUUGUUCAUGUAGGGUUGUAUUAGGUUUUAUUUGCCUUUAAAAAUACCUUCUAGUUUUCGUUGUAAAAACAUAAGAGUUGAUUAAUCGUAGAGAAACCGUUUGGUUUGUUCAAGUUUGCGAACUUGUUCUUGGGUUUUGGUUGCGAUCAAAACUUGCUGACCUGCUAUUGAUCGAGAAAUCACACUGGAUUAUAUCGAAAGCUUCACCAUAACGAUUGUGCAUUCUUCCAGGUGUAAGAAUUCCCUUUCGUUUCUGUUUUAUCCAAUUUUCGUAUUAAGAACACGUUGUUCUUGGUUCGAGUUCAAUCAAUCUUCGGAUUGAUCGUGUUGCUGCGUGACUUUGAUAACAUACACCCCCCAGGGGCGUAUUAAUUCGAACCUGCAAAUCGAAUUUUUUCUCGAACUCACCAACAAAUAAGGAAUCAUUCGUAACUAUAUGUUCAUGACAACCCGAAUCGAUAAUCCACGAGUCGGAAGAGGAAGAGGAAGAGACCCGAAAUUGGGUUAAAACCAAGAAUUUCGUGACUGUACUGGCAAGCCACAUGACUGUGUAGAAUUUCCCAGCUGCCCGUCUGGAAUUGCAAAAUGUCGCGUUUCACUUAAGUGCCUUCAUGCACUCUGCACGGCCAAUACCGCACGACCGUGUGGAAUUAUGGCCUGUCCGUGUGAACUCCCUGGGAAUUCCAUACGGCCAAAUAGGGCCCUUUACACGGCCAGUGUGGCUUGCUCGCGCGAAGGGGUUCCACACGACCACCUCACACAGCCGUGUGGAAUUUAGUUCUGGUCGUGUGGUUUCCCCAGCUUUUCGUCAAACGUCCCAACUUCGUCCAAUUGACCCUGAACUCGUGCCCAAACCUUCCUUCACGUACAAGGACCUGAAAUAUCACAAACAAGAACAACCUAACAUGAAAUUGGCCUAAAACACGAGAUAUGAGACUCAAACAGUAUAAGAGUGGUGAACAAAAACAUGUGAUUGUAUCAAGUCAUCAAAUUCCCCCACACUUAACUGUUAGCUUGUCCCCAAGCAAACCUGACUCAAACCAAUGCAGCUCUCCAGACCUCUAUAGCAACACGCAACCCUGAUCGUCGGCAGAGGAUUUUCUAGAUCAUUUAGCAACUUACGAGGUCAACUGGCUUUCUAAGACGCCCUCUAUCUCUCUUAAUACGAGUACUAGACUCAAACCAGGAUCAUGAGAAGCAGUUGAACUAAGACAAGCAAUUCAUGGAUAAGGAGACUCACACCAUUCAACAACCAGGGACUCAUUGUAUCUGGUGCUCUUUCAUUUCAUUUCACUUGUUGGAACCCCUUCUUACUAUUUGUUUAUUGUUUUUUUUCUUUUUGUUUUACUUUGCUGGGGUUCCAACUGCAGUUCCUCAAUUCAUAUGGCGGGUCAAUGAAAUUAAGGGGGGUCG